Loa loa (African eye worm) is the source of this 327-nucleotide messenger RNA. RefSeq lists its product as hypothetical. Gene Ontology annotation, biological process: regulation of transcription by RNA polymerase II. Gene Ontology annotation, cellular component: nucleus. The coding region runs from base 1 to 327 and encodes 108 amino acids. Lineage: Eukaryota; Metazoa; Nematoda; Chromadorea; Rhabditida; Onchocercidae. The record is from RefSeq and is a predicted model, not a curated record. The transcript is spliced from 3 exons. Gene Ontology annotation, molecular function: RNA polymerase II cis-regulatory region sequence-specific DNA binding; DNA-binding transcription factor activity, RNA polymerase II-specific.
AUGAAUCUGAUCUGUGAUGAUGAAGCUUAUUAUGAGCGCCGGCGAAAAAAUAACGAUGCAGCAAAGAGGUCAAGAGAUGCGAGGCGUCAAAAAGAAGAAGCAGUUGCAGCAAGAGCGGCAUUUCUGGAGCAAGAGAACAUCCAGCUCCGCAGCCAAGUCGUUUUACUGAAAAAUGAAACAGCAAAGCUGCAACUAAUGCUAUUCUCAAAGCCAGAAUUGUUGGAUCCAAAAACAUUAUCAACAGGUCAGACUCCGCAGCCCAACAUUCCCGAACAGCAACAGCGGCAACAGAAACAUGAAUCGACUGCUCGAAAGUCAGAAUUAUGA